AUGGCCUGCCCGAACUGUUUUAGUGGUCACAUCCAUGAAGGCACUCCUCGCGGUGAAGUGACUUCGAUCCAUGGCUUACCGACCUACAUGACCAAGCCGCUGGACGAUGUACCUCAUCGGGGCAUUAUCAUCAUAGUACCCGAUGCAUUUGGAUGGGAGUUCGUCAACAACAGAAUUUUAGCUGACAACUAUGCGGAAAAGGGGACGUAUCUCGUUUAUCUCCCCGACUUCAUGAAAGGGCACGCUGCCCCAAUUAGUAUGAUGACUUCCACGAAAGAGGUGCUCAAUACGAGUGGAAUCAUAACCUGGCUCAUGAAGCCAUACUACAUAGCUUCCGUGUUAAAAGACGCAAUACCCUUCAUAUAUUGGAACACAUUUGAGGCAUCUUGGCCUAUUGUCAAGGACUUCUUCAAGUCCGUGCGCGAGAACGAGGGCGCCGAAGUUCCCAUCUACGGAGCCGGAUUCUGCUGGGGAGGGAAGCACAUCGUCAAUCUAGCUGCCGGCGUGGAUACUGCGUCGAACGGGAAGCCGCUCCUAAAUGCUGGCUUUACGGGGCACCCCAGUCUCCUCGAGAUCCCUACUGAGAUUGAGAAGAUCUCGGUUCCUGUUAGCUUUGCGCUUGGUGACAAGGAUGUGGUUCUGAAGCCUCCACAGAUCGGGCAGAUUCAAAAGAUCUUUGCGAGCGAAGCCGGUGCUGGAAAAGGAGAAGUGGUUGUAUACGAAGGCGCUGGCCAUGGCUUUUGCGUCAGAGCUGAUUUUGUUCUGGAUGACGCGAGUAAACAGGCCGACGAAGCGGAGAAUCAGGCUCUGGCGUGGUUUGAGAAAUAUUGA
Molecule: messenger RNA, 831 nt
Organism: Penicillium bovifimosum
Lineage: Eukaryota; Fungi; Ascomycota; Eurotiomycetes; Eurotiales; Aspergillaceae
Product: dienelactone hydrolase family protein
Exons: 3
Coding region: 1-831 (276 amino acids)
Molecular function (GO): hydrolase activity
Source: RefSeq, a predicted model, not a curated record